CUCUUCACUUUGAUCUGAUCUGGACUUGGAUGAGAUGCAGAUGCCGGACGACGUGAAAUUUGAGUUGACCAGGGCUGGGCGUUAAAAUCCCGAAGAAGGCCCUUUGUACGGCACACGUGAUCGCUCCUGUUCUGGCCAAUGUCCCCGCAAACCACCUAACCCCAAUUUGUAGUCAGAGAAUCCACUUCAAUAUCUACCGUUACACGGGUCCAUCGAUUUUCCCGUGAGCCUCAUGAUUACACAUUCUCAGACGUUGCACUGUGCUUGAGCAUGCCCACUAUCCAGUGCCCACUCAAAUCUCAGACAUGCUCUGAUCUGCUCAGGUACUCGUAAACGGGAGCGACGUUGUGCCGGAGCCGUGCUUAUACAGACCCCCGCCAUCAAGUCCCUUGAUCUUUGCCCGUCACGGCUUCCGACACGGUACAGGUGAAGAUGGAGGGUGCUGAAGGAGAUGAGUUGGACCCGCUAUGGCAGGAUUUGGAUUGGGCGAUGGGAUGGGAAGGAACAGAAGUCACACCACAGAUCCGGACAUUGAUAGAGGACCAUCAUCUAGGGGCCAUCUUAUUGACCACUAAGAAUCUCAAAACCGCCCAGGAAACAGCGAAGCUGGUUCAAGAUCUCCAGACCAUCGCCCAUCAAGCUGGUCAUCCUGUACCAUUACUCAUCGCUUUGGACCAGGAAAAUGGCGGUGUCAACAGUCUCUUCGAUGAGGACUACAUCUGCCAGUUUCCCAGUGCUAUGGGAGUUGCAGCAACAGGUUCUCCUGAGCUUGCAUAUGAGGUCGCAAAUGCCACUGCCAAGGAGGUCUCAGCCGUUGGUGUUAACAUGAUCAUGGGGCCAGUAUUGGACGUUUUGACAAAUGCAAGAUAUCAACCUUUGGGUGUAAGAGCUACUGGAGAUGAUCCUCAGGAAGUAUCUCAGUACGGUAUCGCUGCCAUGAAUGGCUACAAAGAUGCUGGCAUUACGACUUGCGGAAAGCACUUCCCCUCUUACGGCAACCUGGAUUUUCUCGGCUCAUCUCUGGACAUGCCUAUCAUUACAGAGACAAUCGAGCAACUCAGUCUCAGCGCACUCGUACCAUUUAGAAACGCCAUUCGGGACGGGCUUGAUGCUAUGAUGGUUGGUGGAUGUGCGAUGGCCAAUGCCAGUAUGAAUGUGAUGCACGCCUGCCUUAGCGAUCAAGUUGUGGAUGAUCUGCUUAGACAUGAGCUCGGUUUCAAUGGUGUCACUAUAUCAGAGUGUCUUGAAAUGGAUGCUCUUAGCCACGACAUCGGCGUUCGAGGUGGCACCGUCAUGGCAGUAGAAGCCGGCUGCGACCUUGUCCUGCUAUGCCGAUCCUUCGCAGUACAGCAAGAAGCCAUGGCUGGACUGAAGCUUGGUAUUGAAAACGAUAUGAUUUCUCGAGAGCGAAUCAUGGUUUCACUGAGGCGAGUUCUUACCUUGAAGUCAAAAUGCACAAAUUGGCAUAAAGCUUUGAAUCCGCCUGGGAUCAACCAGCUGGCGACUCUUCAUCCAAGCCAUUUAGCACUUUCAACCAAAGCAUACGAUAAUUCAAUUACAGUGAUGAGAGACAAAGGACAUCUCUUACCACUUUCCAACACGCUGUAUCCCGAUGAAGAGUUACUCCUCCUUACUCCGUUAGUGAAGCCACUUCCUGCUUCUGCUGCUACGAAACAAAUGACCGAAAACGCCAAAAAAGAAGUUCCUAACGAGCACGAUAAAUGGAUACAUAGAUCCUCGAUUAUGAGUGGCGAAGGAGUAUUCAGAGAACUUGGCCGCUCACUAGCGAGACAACGGCAUGGAAAGCUCUUGCAUACGUCCUACACGGCGAAUGGAGUAAGACCUGUUCACGAGAACUUGAUCAACAGGGCAGCAGCAAUAAUCAUCAUUACAGCAGAUGCCAAUAGGAAUCUGUACCAGAACGGUUUCACAAAGCACGUCUCAAUGAUGUGUUCUAUGCUCAGCGCAAGCGGGAAGAAAAAAUCGCUGAUCGUGGUUUCAGUUAGCUCUCCUUACGAUUUUGCUAUGGAUAAGUCGAUUGGGACAUAUGUCUGCACUUUUGAUUUCACAGAAACUGCUAUGAGUGCAUUGGUCAGAGCUCUUUUUGGCGAGUACGUACCACAAGGUACACUACCUGGUACAUUGAGAAAAAGCAGGAAAGUGCAAAAGUCGCGCCAGCACUGGCUUGUCGAAAGUUGGAAUCAUGAUAGGGAUCAUAGAGGGUUGCUAGCCCUCAUCAAAGCCAUUGAGAAGACUUCCCAGCCUGGGAAGCCUUCAGGUCUCUCCGGAGCAACAGCAGCAGCUUUUGAACUAUCUGCUGCCACCGAAUCCGGUGAUCCCAUCGAAGAAAUGCACUACGUAGUCCGCAACUCCAGCACACAAGCCCUCUUCGGCUUCUGCUCCACCUACUACUACCCAUCCUCGCACCUAGGAGUAAUAUCAACCAUCUUCGUCGACCCCUCCAAACGCAACCUCUCCAUCGGACACUCCCUCCACCAGCGCGCCGUCCGCGGCCUCAUCUGCCGCCCCGGCAUCAAAACCCUCCAACUCGGCGCCUCCCUCCCGACCAUCUUCCCAGGAAUCCCCAUGUCCGACCUGACCGAAGGCGCGCGCCUCAAACGCUGGUUCGCCGCCAACGGCUGGGACAUCUCGUCUCCGCGCCUCCUGUACACGCUCACCAUCCGGAACCUCGCGCACUGGCAGGUACCAGAGGGACUCCUGCAGACCAUCCAACGCGUCUCCUUCGCCUUCGACCUCAUCCACGGCCGCGAGAACGCCGCCACGGCAUUAGAGCACGUGAGCGCGCACGCUGGCCCCGAGGUCCUGGCUCUAUACAACCUCGCUCUCUCAGACGAGAAAUCCUGCGGCGUCGUCCGCGCCAAAUCUCCCGUGGACGGCUCCCUCGUCGGCACGGUCAUCAUCACGCGUCCGUACUCCUCGCUCUCGACAUACAUCCCCAUCCUGCAGUCCUCUGAAAGCAACGGUUCGGACGGCGGCGGGAUAGGUGGGAUCCUCGCGCCUGUGGUGCCGAAUAGUCCGCAGGCGGCGAUUGUGCUGCAGGGACUGGCGCUGUUGGGGAUCAAGCAGAAUAAGGCGCAUCGGAGCCAUACGUGUGUGUUGAAUUGUGUGAGUGGGGAGGAGAGGGAUGUGUUGUUGGGGAUGAAUUUUGAUGUUUUGGAUGCGUUUGAGGAGUUGAGUUGUAAGGCUGAGAGGUUUAGUGAUAUGAACCUAGGAUGAGAGAUGUACUGGGAUCGGGUUUAGGAGCAGUAUUGGGGCUAUCGUUGAUUUUAUGUUAAACUUGCUGUUCUUGUUUACGUGAGAAGUGGUAUAGUCUUGUCUUACAGAA
Molecule: messenger RNA, 3346 nt
Organism: Mollisia scopiformis
Lineage: Eukaryota; Fungi; Ascomycota; Leotiomycetes; Helotiales; Mollisiaceae
Product: glycoside hydrolase
Exons: 7
Coding region: 433-3237 (934 amino acids)
Biological process (GO): peptidoglycan turnover; carbohydrate metabolic process
Molecular function (GO): hydrolase activity, hydrolyzing O-glycosyl compounds
Source: RefSeq, a predicted model, not a curated record